This is a messenger RNA of Myotis lucifugus (little brown bat), 3680 nucleotides long. RefSeq names its product transient receptor potential cation channel subfamily C member 6 (gene TRPC6). The transcript has 11 exons. Gene Ontology annotation, molecular function: inositol 1,4,5 trisphosphate binding; store-operated calcium channel activity; protein binding. Gene Ontology annotation, biological process: calcium ion transmembrane transport; regulation of cytosolic calcium ion concentration; manganese ion transport. The coding region runs from base 1 to 2571 and encodes 856 amino acids. Gene Ontology annotation, cellular component: cation channel complex; membrane. The record is from RefSeq and is a predicted model, not a curated record. Lineage: Eukaryota; Metazoa; Chordata; Mammalia; Chiroptera; Vespertilionidae.
AUGCACAAGACAUUUUUCAGUCAUACUCUUGCUGGCUCCCAACUGAAAGUGACCAACAGUUCAGGCUACUUUGCUUACGAAGUAGUAGGCAGUGGUGUGAUCCGAGGCACCGACAACAGACUGGCCCACCGGCGGCAGACAAUUCUCCGUGAGAAGGGGAGAAGGUUAGCUAACCGAGGACCAGCAUACAUGUUUAGUGAUCGCUCAACAAGCCUAUCUGCGGAGGAGGAACGCUUUUUAGAUGCAGCUGAGUAUGGCAACAUCCCAGUGGUGAGAAAGAUGUUGGAAGAAUGCCUCACACUCAACGUGAACUGCGUGGAUUACAUGGGCCAGAACGCCCUGCAGUUGGCAGUGGCCAACGAGCACCUGGAAAUUACAGAACUUCUCCUCAAGAAAGAAAACCUGUCUCGUGUCGGGGACGCCUUGCUUCUAGCUAUCAGCAAAGGUUAUGUUCGGAUCGUGGAAGCCAUUCUCAGCCAUCCAGCUUUUGCUGAAGGAAAGAGGUUAGCAACCAGCCCCAGCCAGUCUGAGCUCCAGCAAGAUGACUUUUAUGCCUACGAUGAGGAUGGGACCCGCUUCUCCCAUGACGUGACUCCAGUCAUUCUGGCCGCCCACUGCCAGGAAUAUGAAAUCGUGCACACCCUCCUGCGGAAGGGUGCUCGGAUCGAACGGCCUCACGAUUAUUUCUGCAAGUGCAGCGAAUGCAACCAGAAACAGAAACAUGACUCCUUUAGCCACUCCAGAUCUAGGAUUAACGCCUACAAAGGCCUGGCAAGCCCAGCUUACCUGUCUUUGUCUAGCGAAGAUCCGGUCAUGACAGCUUUAGAGCUUAGCAAUGAGCUGGCAGUGCUGGCCAACAUCGAGAAAGAGUUCAAGAAUGACUACAAAAAACUGUCGAUGCAGUGCAAAGAUUUUGUUGUUGGACUCCUUGAUCUGUGCAGAAACACCGAAGAAGUAGAGGCCAUUCUGAACGGGGAUGUUGAAAUACACCACAGUGGCAGAGACCACAGUCGCCCAAAUCUCAGCCGUUUAAAACUUGCCAUUAAAUAUGAAGUAAAAAAAUUUGUAGCCCAUCCCAAUUGUCAGCAGCAGCUCCUCUCCAUCUGGUAUGAGAACCUGUCCGGCUUGAGGCAGCAGACGAUGGCGGUCAAGUUCCUCGUGGUCCUCGCUGUUGCCGUGGGACUGCCCUUCCUGGCUCUCAUUUACUGGUUUGCUCCGUGCAGCAAGAUGGGGAAGAUUAUGCGUGGACCAUUCAUGAAGUUCGUAGCACACGCAGCCUCCUUCACCAUUUUUCUGGGUCUGCUAGUCAUGAAUGCAGCUGACAGAUUUGAAGGCACCAAACUCCUUCCGAAUGAAACCAGCACAGAUAAUGCAAAACAGCUGUUCAGAAUGAAAACAUCCUGCUUCUCAUGGAUGGAGUUGCUCAUCAUAUCCUGGGUAAUAGGCAUGAUAUGGGCUGAAUGUAAAGAAAUUUGGACUCAAGGCCCCAAGGAAUAUUUGUUUGAGUUGUGGAAUAUGCUUGACUUUGGUAUGUUAGCGAUCUUUGCAGCAUCAUUCAUUGCAAGAUUCAUGGCAUUUUGGCACGCUUCCAAAGCUCAGAGCAUCAUUGAUGCAAAUGAUACUUUGAAAGACUUAACGAAAGUCACAUUGGGAGACAAUGUGAAAUACUACAAUUUGGCCAGGAUAAAGUGGGACCCCUCUGAUCCUCAAAUUAUAUCUGAAGGUCUUUAUGCAAUUGCUGUAGUUUUAAGUUUCUCCAGAAUAGCUUAUAUCUUACCAGCAAAUGAAAGCUUUGGACCUCUGCAGAUAUCACUUGGAAGAACAGUAAAAGACAUCUUCAAGUUCAUGGUCAUCUUCAUCAUGGUGUUUGUGGCCUUCAUGAUUGGAAUGUUCAACCUCUACUCCUACUACAUUGGUGCAAAACAAAACGAAGCCUUUACAACAGUCGAGGAGAGUUUUAAGACACUGUUCUGGGCUAUAUUUGGACUUUCUGAAGUGAAAUCAGUAGUCAUCAACUAUAAUCACAAAUUCAUUGAAAACAUCGGUUAUGUUCUUUAUGGCGUCUAUAACGUUACAAUGGUCAUUGUUUUGCUAAACAUGUUAAUUGCAAUGAUCAACAGUUCAUUCCAGGAGAUUGAGGAUGAUGCUGAUGUGGAAUGGAAGUUUGCAAGGGCCAAACUUUGGUUUUCCUACUUUGAGGAGGGAAGAACUCUUCCUGUUCCCUUCAACCUGGUGCCGAGUCCGAAGUCCCUGUUUUAUCUUGUACUGAAGCUCAAGAAAUGGAUUUCUGAGCUGUUCCCGUGUCAUAAAAAGGGUUUCCAGGAGGAUACUGAGAUGAACAAGAAAAUCAUGAAGAGGCUCAUUAAAAGAUAUGUUCUGAAAGCCCAGAUCGAUAAGGAAAGUGAUGAAGUGAAUGAAGGGGAACUGAAGGAAAUUAAGCAGGACAUCUCAAGUCUCCGCUAUGAGCUCCUGGAAGAAAAAACUCAGAAUUCAGAAGAUCUAGCAGAACUUAUUAGAAAACUUGGGGAGAAAUUACCAUUGGAACCAAAGCAAGAGGAAAGCAAGAGAUAAUGCAAAGACUCCCCUAAAAUCCAUAUUUAUUUGUCCACUUGAGACCAUAUUAUUUUCUGAUUUAUUUUUUUAAGUGACAAUGUGACCACCUUUUAAACAAGAAAAUGUUCAAAGAUAACUUGGGUCAUGCUAUCAUCUAGGACCCUAACAUUUAAUAUUUUUCAUGGGUGAAUGUCAUCAUUCAGGCUAAAUAGUGCAGAUUACGAUGGAAAGUCUGCCAGUCGUUUGGUGCUUGUUUUACAAACUGCUUUCUGGGUGUAACUUGUGAUGGUGUGAUUGCUGCGUAGUAUCUGCCCGGGAAUCACCGCAGCUGGCGGGGCAUUUCCCCUGAUGGUGAUUUCAGGCACCUCCUUGCCUGCUCUGCGGAUCCCCUGUCAUCUAAAGAGAAAACCACCUGUGACCAUUUAGAGAAUGCUGUUUAACCACCUGUCCUGCUCAGCCCCCACAGAAGAUGAUUGAUAACGUCUGUGCAAAAUGGGGUUAAAUCUUUCCUAAACGUUUUGAUUCAUCUCUUUGAAAACAUUAUAUUUACCAUGAAAAAGUACUUCCUCCACUGAACCCUGGAAACGUGCCUCAGGUGUGUGCAUGUGUGUGUACGCGUGCGUGUCAGGUGCGUGUGUGUGUGUGUGUGUGUGUGUGUGUGUAGGAAAUGCUCACUCUAUUUUCUUUUGCAGUCAAUAUAAACCCUCAAAAGCUCUUUACAUUAUAAUUUUUUUGUUGUGACUAAACAGUUCUGGUCAUUCAGUCCAGUUAUAGCACAAUUUGGGGCCAUUUCUGAGGGCCUUUGCAGGUGAAUUCCCAGAUUUGGCAUCAAAUAUAAAGGGGAAAAAAAGUGCUGAAGGAACUUGCAAAUGCUUAUCUCUUAUGGUCGUUAUGUUCUACCCUCCUCUCAAAAUAUAUGAAACAGAAGUUUACAUUCAUGUGCAUUCACCAGGAGGUUAUGACUGACGGGUGAUGUGAGGCAGCAGCUCAAACAAGGAAAAGAGAAAUGAAGGGUCAUCCGUUCAACUUCCCAAAGGCUGUCAACAUUUAGAUCAGUGGUUCUCAACCUUCCUAAUGCUGUGACCCUUUAAUACAGUUCCUCAUGUUGUGGUGAUCCCCAAUGUCAU